AUGGCAAACAAGGUGCUGUGCAUCGGUGACCAGGUCAUCCUGGAAGAAGCUGUCAAUGAGACGUACGUUCCCACCGAGCAAGAAGUCCAGGAUUUUGCACGGGAGAUCGGGAUUGACCCUGAGAAGGAGCCGGAGCUGCUAUGGCUGGCCAGAGAAGGCAUCGUGGCCCCGUUACCACCCGAGUGGAGGCCCUGCCAGGACACCAGUGGCGAUAUCUACUACUUCAACUUUGUUAACGGCCAGUCCACGUGGGACCACCCCUGCGAUGAGCACUACCGAGAGCUUGUCAUGCAGGAGCGAGAGAAGCUGCUGGCGCGCGCCAGCUUGAAAAAGAAAGAGAAGAAGAAGAAGAAAGAGAAGAAAAAGAAAGACAAGAAGGAGAAGCAGUCACUGAAGCAGCCCACUGUCUUGGACACCCUGCUACCACCCAUCCAGGUGCCCGUGGGGCCCCUGGCUCCGCUGCGCGGAUUUUCGCCAUCUCCCGCUGGCAUCCUUCAAGGGUCGCUGAACCUGGAGCUGGGCAGCUCGCUGGACUCCAGCCUUGUCUCCAGAGCAGGAGUGCAGAGUCUCCACGGGACAGCAGAACUGCUCAAAAAGCUGGGCGUGGACAUCAACACCUUGGGCAUCAGCUUGGACUCCGAGGACGAGUCUGAACAAGAGGAGCCAAACUGCGGCAGCCAGUUCGCUGAUGGCGCUGAAGUGGAUCUCCAGCCGCAGAGGAGUCCCGAGGAGGAAGCUGGUAGCCUGCGAGAGAAUGAGUCUCUAAAGUCGAGAUACCCUGAAGAAGGGCAAGAGCUCUCCCUGGAUUCUGACGCUGCGUGCCCUCCGACUCCAGACCAAGUCCUUCCUGGGGAUGCUGACAGCAGCCUGUCUGGCCAGAGCAAGGAGGAGCCCAAUGGGGCACUUGCUGGGAAUGAAGUCCUGGCCCAGCAGGGUGCUGCGGUGGAAGGUGACGUCUCUGCAGCCGAGGAGGUGCCGCAGCCUGUGGGGGAAAGGAGCGCAGCAGGGACAGAUGUGCCCAGCGGUGCUGGGCAGCCUGGGGCCGCAGCCCCCGCUGCCGAGGAGGACGAGCUGGCGAGCCUGCUUUCCAAGGCUUCCAAGACCAGCGACUGUGGGGAGGACUUGCAGGUCUCCAGCCACUCGGACAGCGAGCCGAUUCUGGUUGUGGACCUGGGCUUCGAGAGCCAGCUUUCCAAGGAGAUACUGGAUGCAGAGGCUCUGUCUCUUACGCAGGACAGCCCCUUGUGCAAGGCCCUGGAGCUGGGAGAAGAGAAAAAAGACCAAAGCAAAGCCAUUGUAGAGGAAGAGCAAAGCAAACGAACAGAAGCUGCUGAGAGCGAGAUGGAUCAAAGUGAAGCGUCGGAAGAGAAGAGCUUUGCUUUAGAAAAGCCCGAUGAGGAGGAGUCGGUGGCCCAGGAGCUGAAGGAGGGAUCGCUGGAUAGCCUAAAGAAUCUGGAGGAGCUUGCUGCCCCGCACAAAGCGCCCCUUGAGAAGGAAGUUGAGCACGAGCAGUCCUUGAAGCAGUCAUCUAGUGAGGAAUCCCUGGAGGAGAUAAGCAAGGACCUGGAGGUGGACCUAGAGCAAGAGAAAACACAUUCAUUGCAAGAAAUGGAGGAGGAAAUUCAGAAAUUCGAGGAGGAGAUGAAGGAGGACGAUGAGGAGGAAGCUCAGAGUCUUCAUGAGCAGAAAGAAAAAUCCCUCAGGACUCUGAAAGAAGAUUUGGCCAAGAUUUCUGAGGAGGAAGAAUUGCGUGUCAGAAAGGAAGAAACUGAGAGACUCUUAGAGCUGAGAGCCAAAAUCGCCUCGGAGAUGGAGGCAGAGGAGGAGAAGAUAAGGGCAGAGCAGGAGGCGGCGCUGCAGAAGAUAAGAGAAGAGUGGGAGUCCCAGCAGGUGAUGGAGAAGGAAAGGCUGGAGAAGAAGCAGCAGCUUGUGCUGGAGAAAAUAAAGCUGGAACUGGAGGAAGCUCAGCAGAAAGAGAGGGCUGGGCUGGAACAGGAGAAGGAGCAAUUCCUGAGUGAGCUCAAGGAGAGACUGGCCAGGGAAAAGCAGAAGGCAGUAGAAGAGCUAGAGACACAGCUUGCAGCUGAACUCCAGCAGCUGAAAUCUGCGGCGGAAGAGAAGCAUCGUAAGGUCACUUCCAGCCUGCAAACCCAGAUAGCAGAGGCACAGAGGAGCGAGGAGGCUCGGCUGCGUGACAACUUGCAGAGAGCGGGGCACAAAGUGCAGCACAAAGCCCGUCAAGUGACCGAGUACGAACGUGAGCUCAGUGAGCUUAUGAGAGAGAAACGCCAGGAAUUGGAAAAAGACCAUGAGAAAAAAAUGGAGAGCAUGAAAGAGGAGCACCAGAAGGUCCUGGCACGGAUUCGGGAUCAGUACGAGGAGGAGGAGAGAAAGCAGAGGGCAGAGCUGCUGGAAGGCCUGCGCAGCGAGACCGUGCGGCUGCAACAGCUCCACGAAGCAGAGGCGAAAGCUCUGCAGGCAGAGCUGGACGAGCGGCUGACUGCACUGCAGCACAGGCACAGCGAGAAGGAAAGAAGACUCCAGGAUUCAGAAAACGAGCUUGAUGUCCGCAUGAAGAACAUCCAAGCCAGAUCAGCACAGCUCCUCAGCCAGGAGGAGUCUCUGAAGCAGAGAAGGCAGCAGCUGCUGGAUGAGGGCAAACGGAUGGAGCUAGAAAGAGACGAAGCUGCUGUAGCUUCCCAGGUCCGCCUGGAGGAGAGCAGGAAGGAGCAGGCCAACCUCCUGGAGUCCAUCCAGCAGCUGCGGAGGGGCCUGGAGGAGCUCCAGGACCAGAAGGCUGAGCUGGAGGUCCAGGUGGACUUGCUGCGGACGCGAAGCCAGAGGCUGCAGAAACGCAUCAGCGAGCAGGAGGCAGCUGUCAGGAGCAAACAGGAGACUCUGAAAGAACUGGAGGCAGAAGAAAGCCUGGAGUCUCCAAAAAGGAAAGCUGAGCUCCACGUGGAAGACCUGAGAGAAACGCUUCAAGCUCACGCAUCUGGAGAGCCUGCUUCCCCCCCCUCCCAAAGCCAUGAGGACAGCAACCUCCAGUUUGAUCAGGUCAGGAGCUACAUCUCUGCAGAAGAGGUCUCCAUCAGGAACGCCAAGGAGUUCCUGGUGCGCCAGACCCGCUCCAUGAAGAGGAGGCACACGGCUCUGAGGGCUGCCAAGCAGCAGUGGCGCCGAGACAUGCAGAGAGCGCAGGAGGCGGUGCAGGAUCCCGACAGCUCCCAGCUCCUGGAGGGCGUGCGCAAGAACCUGGAAGAGGAAGCGAAGGAGUUGAACAAGAUGAAGUCGGCUAUGCAGAAAGGACACGUGCUGCUGAAGAAGAAAGAGGAGAAGCUGAGCCAGCUGGAGUCCUCGCUGCUGGAGGAGCUUUCAGAUGAAGACACGCUGAGGAGUGCUCCGUGCAAGAAGAUGGUGACUUUUGAUCUCAGCAGCUCUGAGGACAUGGACAGCACAUCCAGUAUAAAUGCGUGUCAGCCCAAAUUUGAUUUGAGGUCCGACUUCUGGCCUGCCCCCCAGCAGAACAAGGUCCAGUACCUGACAGACUCUCUGCAGCGCAUCACUGGUGAACUGAACGGGGUGCUUGGCGUCUUGGGCUCUCUGAACCAUCCCCAGCCUCCACUCUUCACCUCGACAGCCUGCGGCGGUGUCCCUCUCUCUACGUACGCCUCCCUGGCAGCGCCGCAGGCGGGUGGCUCCCGGGUGGCUCCUGCCGGGGUGUCUCUGGCGGACCAGUGGGCCCAGAGCGCUGGGCUGAGCUCCAGCUGCUCUUCCUCGGCUGGGCAGUCAGUGGACAGCAUCCUGGCAGAGAAAUGGCGCAAGUAUUUCCCAGGUGGGCUCCCAUCGCUCAGUGGAAGCUCCAAGCCUCUGGACAACAAGCUGGGAUACGUACCUGCAGCUGAGCAAAUACGGCUGUUCCAGCGCUCCCAGCUCCAGAGCCAUGAGUUGGGCGAGAAGAGUAUUCAAAGGAUGAUUGAGAGCAACAAGAAAUGGCUAGAAGACUUCAAGAAGGAUUCCCAAGUACCUCUCUUCCCACAGGCACAGAAGCCCCUUGCCAGCAGCCCCAGCCUGCUCCAGCUAGGACUGGAUGAAAACAGACAAAUUAAAGUGUACCAGUACUAA
Mesitornis unicolor (brown roatelo) is the source of this 4125-nucleotide messenger RNA. RefSeq names its product centrosomal protein 164kDa (gene CEP164). The record is from RefSeq and is a predicted model, not a curated record. The transcript has 31 exons. Gene Ontology annotation, molecular function: protein binding. Lineage: Eukaryota; Metazoa; Chordata; Aves; Mesitornithiformes; Mesitornithidae. Bases 1 to 4125 code for a protein of 1374 amino acids.